AUGAGAGCGUCACUGCAACCAAAUGUCUCGCCACCACGACAACAGCAGGCACAAAGGCAGCCUUUUCCGGGAGGGCGAUCGAAUCGAGGCGGCAUCUUCGAUGGACCAGGACGUAAUCAGAGCAAUGACCGAUUUGCACCCAUAAGGAGGGUGAACUCUGAAGUGCCUCGUGCGACAGACGGACCUCAACAGAUUCAAUAUCGUGAAUCUCGGUACAAUGUGAAUAUGGACGCGAGACCUCCAGUUAGGAAUAUGCCAGCAUUCGGUUCAGGACACUUGCGGCGGAGAAACGAGCCACAAGCAGACCGUGCCCCUCCCAUGGCGAGCCCUAGGGAACGCCAACCGCCGAGGUCUGCGCCCGGUUCCAGACUUGACCAAGCAGAGAUAGACAGGCUGUUGGGCAACAAUUCGACCAUCAACAAGCAGGACCCUCCGAGACCGUACGCUCGCCUAUCACGGGACACGAAUGUUCGAACCAAAUGCAUGCAUUGCGGCAGAGAAGAUCAUUUGAGCCUCGAAUGCCCCAAUAAGCCUGUGCUCCGGCAACCACAGCGUUUCCCUCGACGACAGGACGAGCUACAAAGUUACAAGAAUGGCGGGUCCCUAUCCGAAGCCGCAGAAACAUGGAUUCAGAAAGAAGGCUCUAGUAUACAGAGUGCCCAGCAAGCCUAUGAGGAAAGGGAAGAGAGACGGCGGAAUGCUGAGGAAUACGAAAAGAGAAGGAAUCGCCUCAGAAUAGCGCAAGAUGCGGCCGUCGGGACACGCAAUCGGUACGAAGAGCCAGAGCGUCGUCAACGAGGAGGCUUCGAGCGACGGGGUCGCAACCGCAUCAUGCAAGAGGAGGAAGAAGACGACCGAUACGUGAAUAAGGCGGAGCGCAAGCGGCAACGCAAGGAAGCAAAGAAGAAGAUGCAGGAAGCUAAGGCUGGGCCUGCACCCGUCUAUCUGCCAGAAUACAUCAGCGUAACCAACCUUGCCUCGCUUUUGAAAGUACGAGUAGAGGACUUCGUGCGAAAACUUGAAGAACUGGGCUUCGAAGAAGUGCAGAACGAUCACAUUCUGAACGCGGAGCAUGCCGCCCUUAUCGCGCAAGAGUACAACUUCGAGCCCAUCAUUCAGACUGAGGAAGAUGACGGCGACCUGCAUCCGGCCCCCGCUCUGUCUCCCGAGGAGUACGCGCAACUACCCCCACGUCCUCCUGUUGUUACCAUCAUGGGCCAUGUCGAUCACGGAAAGACAACGAUUCUCGAUUAUAUGCGCUCCACCAGUGUCGCUGCAACCGAAUUUGGCGGCAUCACGCAACAUAUUGGUGCGUUCAGCGUACCUCUGGCUUCUGGAAAGAAGAUCACCUUCCUCGACACGCCUGGCCACGCCGCGUUCGAAACUAUGCGCGCUCGCGGUGCCAACGUAACAGACAUUGUUGUGCUCGUCGUCGCGGCAGAUGAUUCUGUUAUGCCGCAGACGGUCGAGGCGAUCAAGCAUGCUCAAGCAGCUAGAGUUCCAAUGAUUGUUGCGAUCAACAAGAUUGACAAACAGCAAGCUGAUCCGGAUUCGGUAAAGCUAGAUCUUGGGCGGCACGGCAUUGAAAUCGAAGACUUCGGUGGCGAUGUUCAGGCCGUGUGUGUCAGUGGCAAGACCGGGCAGGGCAUACCUGAUCUCGAAGAAGCUAUAACUACACUCUCAGAGACUCUGGAUCACCGCGCCGACCCCGGCGCCAACGUAGAGGGCUGGGUUCUCGAAGGUACAACCAAGAAGUCCGGGAAAGUAGCCACAGUGUUGGUUCGGAGUGGCACUCUGCGAACUGGUGACCUUCUUGUUGCUGGCACAACCUGGACCCGUGUCCGCAGCUUGCGCAACGAGGCUGGCGUCACGGUCAAGGAAGUCGGACCGGGCUUGCCUGUAGAAGCCGACGGCUGGCGCGAGCAGCCCAUUGCAGGCGAUGAAGUUCUCCAAGCCUCUGACGAGCAGCAAGCGCAAUCCGUCUCCGACAUUCGUAUCGAGAAGAUCGAGCGCGAGCAGAUGGCUAAGGAUAUGGAAGCCAUCAAUGAGUCGCGCCGUCUGGAGGCUGAACGCCGCGAGGCGGAACAAGCGGCCGUAGCAGCAGCGGCGAAUGGCGAGACCCUCCCGGAGGAGGUGAAGAAGGAGACUGGACCUGAAAUUGUACCUUUCAUUGUCAAGGGCGAUGUGUCUGGGUCCGUUGAAGCCGUCAUUGACUCCAUAACCGCUAUUGGAACUGCCGAAGUGGGUACGCGCGUCCUGCGUCACGGAGUAGGCAGCCCGUCCGAAUUCGAUGUCCAGCAUGCCGCAGACGCUUCUGGCCAUAUUGUCAACUUCAACACGGUCAUUCCGAACCAUAUCGCUGCGCUCGCAGAAGAGAAGGGCGUCAAGAUCCUCGACUCGAACAUCAUAUAUCGCGUCGUGGAGAACGUGAAGGCGCUCCUGUCCGCGAAGCUGCCUCCUAAGAUCACCCAGAGGGUUACAGGUGAAGCAGAGAUAGCACAGGUUUUCGAGAUUGGCAUUGGUGGGAAGAAGAAGCUGAGGGUCGCUGGUUCGAAGGUGCGAAACGGUCUUGUGGAGAAGGGAACCAAGGCGAGAGUGCUUCGGAAGGAUGAGGUGGUUUUUGAUGGUGUCCUGUCUUCGCUGAAGAACCAGAAGAAGGACGUCGACCAGAUGCGUAAGGAUACCGAGUGCGGCAUUGCGUUUGAAGGCUGGGAGGACUUCCGUGUUGGUGAUAAGAUUCAGUGCUAUGAGGAGAAGUCAGAGGAGAGGACUUUGUAA
Messenger RNA from Trematosphaeria pertusa, 2778 nucleotides. RefSeq names its product initiation factor 2. Bases 1 to 2778 code for a protein of 925 amino acids. The record is from RefSeq and is a predicted model, not a curated record. Gene Ontology annotation, biological process: translational initiation. The transcript is spliced from 2 exons. NCBI's taxonomy places the organism in Eukaryota, Fungi, Ascomycota, Dothideomycetes, Pleosporales, Trematosphaeriaceae. Gene Ontology annotation, molecular function: translation initiation factor activity; GTPase activity; zinc ion binding.